AUGAAUUCUGGAAAACAGUUUUAUGUACCUGUUCAACGAUGGUUUGCACGAGAUCAAGAGGAUGGGGAAAUCUGUCGAGAAUUUCCUGUUUUAAGUAAAGGACAACCCAUCCUUCCAGUGACAAUAUAUGAAGUGAAUGUGGCAACCGGUGAGCUAUGGAAUGCUGGAACAGUAGCAAAUGUCUACAUUUCUAUCCAUGGGGAAAAGGGAGAUACAGGAUCCAGACAACUAUUUAGAUCGAAGAGCUCCUUCAAUUUUUUAAGAGGCCAAACUGACACCUUUUUCCUGGAGGCUGUGCACCUUGGAGAUUUGUGUAAGAUUGUGAUAGGCCAUGAUGGACUUGGCCCAGGAAAUGGCUGGUUUCUUGAUGAUGUUGUUAUCAAGGAUCCCACAACAAAUUACGAAUAUGUGUUCUUCUGUCACAGAUGGCUAGAUCAGGGGGAAGAUGAUUGUAAAAUUGUCAGAGAACUGUAUGCCAGGGAUAACAGUAUCUUCUCUGCAAGUAGGUAUCAUGUAUACACAUUUCCUGGAAAGCUAUUUUAUGAUGACUGGAGAAAGCAUGACACUCUGAAAUUAAUGCCUUCUCUUUCCUUUAUCUUCUCAGGGCAGAAGCUGGAACUUAAGAGAAAAGAAACAUGGACUGCAGAAAGCUGGAAGUUUACAAAAGGAAAUACUCUUCAGUUCUAUAACAAGCUGACUGGAGGGUUUGUCCGUUUGCAUCCAGAUGGCACAGUUGAUGCCAUUGGAGAGAAGACAGACAAAUAUGGUGUCUUUGAUGUUAUUUUCAAUGAAAGAAAUAUAUGCAUUUUCCAAAGUCAUGAGAUAAGGCAUCUUUCUCUUGCUCUUGACAAUGGCAUUGUCACUGGAAUGGUGUCCCUACCUGUCAUCGAGAAGGGCGUCCUGCUGGUCUACCUGAUGUUUCUGGAGAAGGCGGGGUGUGGAGUAGUACUCUGUUCGGCCCUGGCCAAUGCUGAUGGAGUUAAGACCAGAACUACGAGCUGCGUGACUCUGGAGGCUUGGAGGAGCGAGUGGGGUAAUGCGGCGAAGAGGAAGGAACAAGGAUGUUCCCUGCACAGGGAUCUUGCACACUCCACACCUGGCUGCCGCAGAUGUCCAGCCCUUACUGACAAAGCAGGCGGCACUUGCCGGAUUUCCCGCUUGAGCCUGUCUCACACCCUGGGCUGCCUGCCUGGCCCACCCAGCCCCUGGCGUUCCCUGGGCCCUCUGCCCCGAGACUUCUCCAAGCCUUGUCUCAGCCAGUCUCUGGAAGGGCACCCUGCCCUGCUGCCUGAGGGGCUGAUGGUCUUGUUGGGUCAGUUCCUGAAGGAGAAGAACCCCCUCUUCCUUCUGGUAGAUCCCCUAGUCCCUACCCCCAUGCGGGGCACAAAGGCCCAGGAUGCCUUUGUUAGCACAGGGAUGCCCUGGCCGGCCAGGGACAUGGAGCGUCGUCCACAGGACACUGACUGCCGACCCCGCACUGUCCUCUUGCUGCCUAGCUCAGCACUAACUGGGGUGCUUUCUUCUUUCUUCUCAGGGCUAUGCACAGCAUAG
Molecule: messenger RNA, 1551 nt
Organism: Rhinopithecus roxellana (golden snub-nosed monkey)
Lineage: Eukaryota; Metazoa; Chordata; Mammalia; Primates; Cercopithecidae
Molecular function (GO): protein binding
Source: RefSeq, a predicted model, not a curated record